Molecule: messenger RNA, 549 nt
Organism: Ostertagia ostertagi
Lineage: Eukaryota; Metazoa; Nematoda; Chromadorea; Rhabditida; Trichostrongylidae
Source: the annotation of a GenBank genome assembly
AUGUCAUCAUCAUCAUCAUCCUCUGACGAAAAAAAGUCAAAAAAGAAGAAGAAAUCGCAUGAAAAGAAGUCAAAAAAGGAGGUCAAAUUAGAGGAAAAGAAGUCAGAGAAGGAUAAAUCGGAUCAUGACUCGCAAAAGAAAACAAAAAAGGAGAAGCGCCAGGUAGAAAGUGACUCGUCUUCAGAUGAAGGUGUGGUAGAUGCAACACCGGUGAAGAAGUCCGAGAAGGGGGGCAGUCGUUUGAGAAAUGCCGACGAAGAAGAGCCAAAGAAGCGCCAGGUAGAAAGUGACUCGUCUUCAGAUGAAGGUGUGGUAGAUGCAACACCAGUUAAGAAGUCCAAGAAGGGGGGCAGUCGUUUGAGAAAUGCCGACGGAGAAGAGAUGUUCGAAUUGGGAUGGAUGCGAUAUGUGACGGCUAGAAAUUACAGAGGAAAGAUGCUCGUUGAUAUUCGUGAAUUCUAUUCAGAUAGAGUUUGUGGAUUCUGUCGUAACAUCUGUGUGCUGCGUCCAUCCAAGAAAGGCAUUAGUCUCACUAAGCAGCAGUACGAG